Messenger RNA from Conger conger (European conger), 5457 nucleotides. It is a transcript of the gene ap1b1, whose product is annotated as adaptor related protein complex 1 subunit beta 1. The record is from RefSeq and is a predicted model, not a curated record. The transcript is spliced from 22 exons. Gene Ontology annotation, biological process: intracellular protein transport; vesicle-mediated transport. Lineage: Eukaryota; Metazoa; Chordata; Actinopteri; Anguilliformes; Congridae. Gene Ontology annotation, molecular function: clathrin binding. Gene Ontology annotation, cellular component: membrane coat; clathrin adaptor complex.
AUUGCGGAAGUUAUCAUGUAGCCGGAAGUUGGGAGCAGAUGAUCAUAAGUGGGAGGGAACGAAGGCCGUAGCGAUUCAAGUCCAUACUUCACUGAAACGGAGAACUGAAGCCUCACCGCCAAGAUGACGGACUCCAAAUAUUUCACCACCACCAAGAAAGGGGAGAUCUUCGAGCUGAAGGCGGAGCUCAACAGCGAUAAGAAGGAGAAGAAGAAGGAGGCGGUGAAGAAGGUCAUCGCCUCCAUGACCGUGGGCAAGGACGUGAGCGCCCUGUUCCCGGACGUGGUCAACUGCAUGCAGACGGACAACCUGGAGCUGAAGAAGCUGGUGUACCUGUACCUGAUGAACUACGCCAAGAGCCAGCCCGACAUGGCCAUCAUGGCCGUCAACACCUUCGUCAAGGACUGCGAGGACCCGAACCCGCUGAUCCGGGCCCUGGCGGUGCGCACCAUGGGCUGCAUCCGCGUGGACAAGAUCACGGAGUACCUGUGCGAGCCGCUGCGCAAGUGCCUGAAGGACGAGGACCCGUACGUGCGCAAGACGGCCGCCGUGUGCGUGGCCAAGCUGCACGACAUCAACGCCCAGCUGGUGGAGGACCAGGGCUUCCUGGACACGCUCAAGGACCUCAUCUCCGACUCCAACCCCAUGGUGGUGGCGAAUGCCGUGGCGGCCCUCUCCGAAAUCGCCGAGUCGCACCCCAACAGCAACCUGCUGGACCUGAACCCCCAGUCCAUCAACAAGCUGCUGACGGCCCUGAACGAGUGCACCGAGUGGGGCCAGAUCUUCAUCCUGGACUGCCUGGCCAACUACACCCCCCGGGACGACCGCGAAUCCCAGAGUAUCUGUGAGCGGGUCACCCCGCGGCUCUCCCACGCUAACUCCGCCGUGGUGCUGUCGGCGGUGAAGGUGCUGAUGAAGUUCAUGGAGAUGCUGCCCAAGGACCUGGACUACUACGGCACCCUGUUGAAGAAGCUGGCCCCGCCGCUGGUCACCCUGCUGUCAGCCGAACCCGAGCUGCAGUACGUGGCCCUGAGGAACAUCAACCUGAUCGUGCAGAAACGGCCGGAAAUCCUCAAGCACGAGAUGAAGGUGUUUUUUGUGAAGUAUAACGACCCCAUCUAUGUCAAGCUGGAGAAGCUGGAUAUCAUGAUCCGCCUGGCGUCCCAGGCCAACAUCGCCCAGGUGCUGGCGGAGCUGAAGGAGUACGCCACGGAGGUGGACGUGGAUUUCGUGCGCAAGGCGGUCCGGGCCAUCGGCCGCUGCGCCAUCAAAGUGGAGCAAUCGGCCGAGCGGUGUGUCAGCACCCUGCUGGACCUCAUCCAGACCAAGGUCAACUACGUGGUGCAGGAGGCCAUCGUGGUCAUCAAGGACAUCUUCCGCAAGUACCCCAACAAGUACGAGAGCGUGAUCGCCACGCUCUGUGAGAACCUGGACUCUCUGGACGAGCCCGAGGCGCGGGCGGCCAUGAUCUGGAUCGUGGGCGAGUACGCUGAGCGCAUCGACAACGCCGACGAGCUGCUGGAGAGCUUCCUGGAGGGCUUCCACGACGAGAGCACGCAGGUUCAGCUGCAGCUGCUGACAGCCAUCGUGAAGCUCUUCCUGAAGAAGCCCACAGAGACCCAGGAGCUGGUGCAGCAGGUGCUCAGCCUGGCCACUCAGGACUCUGAUAACCCGGACCUGCGGGACCGGGGCUACAUCUACUGGCGCCUGCUCUCCACAGACCCGGUGGCGGCGAAGGAGGUGGUCCUGGCGGAGAAGCCCCUGAUCUCGGAGGAGACGGACCUGAUCGAGCCCACCCUGCUGGAGGAGCUCAUCUGCCACAUCGGCACGCUGGCGUCCGUCUACCACAAACCCCCCAACGCCUUCGUGGAGGGCAGCCGCGGCGUGCAGCACAAGAGGCUCCCCGCCCGCUCCGGAUCUGGAGAGAGCUCAGAGAGUCCUGAGUCAGCCCAGCCUGCGGGGGGCGCUGUUUCCGAGGCCCCCCCGGCCGUCAUCCCGUCCCAGGGAGACCUGCUGGGAGACCUGCUGAACCUGGACCUGGGCCCCCCCACCACCGGGGGCACGCCCGCCCCCUCCACCAUGCAGAUGGGUGCCAUGGACCUGCUGGGAGGGGGACUGGAUAGCCUGCUCGGGGGAGACAUCGGAGGAAGCCCUGCGAUGGGCGCUGGUUUUGGCGGGGCUCCAGCAGUGAUGCCCGCCUCUCUGAACGCGCCGGUGGGGGGGGGCCUGGGCGAUCUGUUUGACCUGGGGGGCGGAGUGGGCAUGUCCGCAGGAGCCUUCGUCCCAAAACCGUGAGUGUGGCUCCCAGCGAUGAAGGCGAAGGGUCUGGAGAUCUCGGGCACGUUCGCCCGGCGUGCCGGAGUCCUGCAGAUGGAGCUGUCCCUCACCAACAAGGCCAUGAGCGUCAUGACCGACUUCGCCAUCCAGUUCAACAGAAACAGUUUCGGGCUGGCCCCAGCAGGGCCCCUCCAGGUCCUCACGCCCCUCAGCCCCAACCAGACCAUCGAGGUCAGCCUCCCCCUGAGCACCGUGGGGCCAGUUAUGAAGAUGGAGCCUCUCACCAACCUCCAGGUGGCUGUGAAGAACAACAUCGACGUGUUCUACUUCAGCUGCUUCUACCCCAUCAGCAUCCUGUUUGUGGAGGACGGCAAGAUGGAGCGCCAGGUGUUCCUGGCCACUUGGAAAGACAUUCCCAGCGAGAACGAGGCCCAGUUCCAAAUCAACGACUGUCACCUCAACGCAGAUGCGGCCAGCAGUAAGCUGCAGAGCAGCAACAUGUUCACCAUCGCCAAGCGCACCGCCGAGGGCCAGGACAUCCUGUACCAGUCCAUCAAACUCUCCAACGGCAUCUGGGUCCUGAGCGAGCUCCGGCUGCUGCCCGGCACCCCCAGCUACACGCUGUCCCUGAAGUGCCGGGCUCCGGAGGUCUCCCAGUACGUGUUCCAGUGCUACGAGAUGGUGCUGAAGAACUGAGCCUGCAGGGGGCGCCACUGGACAGGGGACGGGGAACGAUUCGCUUGCGUUUCUGGGGCUGGGGGGGGACCUUUCCACACCUGACCAUUUCUCAACUGCUCCUCCUACAACCCCCCCCCCCCAUCUUACCCACAACCCCCCUCUUCCCCUUACCCAUCGGUCCCUGUCCCACCCCCUGCCCCACGCCUCCCUGCCUCCCCUCCCUCUCCCGUGACCUGUAACAUGGUGACACGUCCCAGUCCUGUACAGACAACUGCACAAAAUCCUCUUUCUCUCUUUCUUUUUUUUUUUUAAACCUAUUCAACGCAGGUGGGGUAUUUUUCCUUUUUUUUUUGCUAAAGCCUCGUUACCCAACGACCGUCUGUCCACUGAGCCCCCCUCCCUCCCCACACACAUCAUGUGCUGAGGGUGUUUAAAAUGCUGAACCCCAGCUCUCCCGUCCAAUCGGAGGGCCCAAUCUCCUCCCCCUCAUCAUGAGCUCCCUGUGCUCCUCCUGUCCCGCUCCACGCCUCGUACCCCUGCAGCGAGAGGGGGCGACCCUGCCAGGGCUGCCCCGGGGCAUGCUGGGAGACCGCGCUGCGCUGGCUCUCGUGCGCUGGCUGCGGUCUCUGCUCACCCCGCGUUUCUGCCGUCGUCUGUUUCUGUGCGCUUCUGUUCGGCUGUGGGGCUCGCCAGCGCCCGUCCCUGACCUCAAAACUCUGCGCCCGUGUGCGGGACACCUUGACCAGAACUUCCUGGUGAAUCCGCCGUGUUUAAUCGGAGGUGCCAGGAAGUUGGGAGUGCAGUUGCUUCAAACCGCUCCUGAGUUUAGGCGACCUGACCCCCCCAACCCCCCCCCCCCCCCCCCUCCCCCCGUGGCGUGAGAGAGAGCACUGCAUCUCCAUUUCUGGGAACACGACACUAUUUAGAGUACGGACCGCUGUCAUGCUGUCUCCCCCACCCACCCGCCCGCCCGCCCGCCCAAAAUGUCCCAAUCGGGUUUUGAUCUCUGAGGUGUUUGGUUUGUUUUAGUUUAUUUUAUUUUUUUGUGUGUGUUCUGUAAAGUCAUGCUGUUGUUUUUUUUUGGACUUCUUCUCUUUUUGUGCAAUGUCAUUCUGCUUUGGUGUUUUUGUUUGCGUGCAUGCGUGCGUGCGAGUGUGAGUGUGUGUGCGUGUGUGUGUGUGUGUUGCUUAGUUGCCCCUUCCUUCCUCUGCCCCUCCGCCGUCCCCCGUUUCCUCUCUAAAUCAUUCCAUCGGCUCUCCCUCGGUUUGUACUUGUGUUAUUAGACCAUAUCUGAGCAGUGGGUGGCGUGUGGAGUGCAGUCUUUCCCUGAGAUGCUCCUACACCAGGCCGAGGGGGGCCAGUGAGGAGCCAAAAUGGCUGACCCCCGACGCCUCGUCAUCUCGCUGGCUAUUCGACUGACCUCCACCCGACAGAGACGGAGGAGUGAGGCGAUCGACCGUGAUCUCGCGUUUCUCCGGAAGCUUCCGCGUCCGGAGCGAGGGCUCUACGGGUUGGUGUCGGGAUUGUAGCGUUUGUAUAAAAAAAAUAAAAAAAAUGGAAAAAAUAAAAUGUAAACCUAAAUAAUAAAAGUCUUUCACACCUCAAAAGAAAUGGCUGUGUCUGCCCGAUUAGUCUGUGAAAAUGGUCUGGCUUUCAUUACCAGUCUCGGCUUGGUGAACUCGUGACUGGUUUUCCGCGGGUCGCUCUAGGUGAAAGUGGUAAUCGCAAUCAGUCCAGAGCAGCUGCAGGAUCAGGCAGCGGCUAUAACGCACCCGAAAAGAAAAGCAAAAUUUACCGUGAAUAUCGCCGACAAAAGCCACUUUUCCCCUCGAGAGGCUCCGUGCUCCGUGCGUCUCCGUUGAAUUUCAAGGUAGCUCUGCGGCCUCCUGUAUUUUCCACCUUGGUUCUUGGUUUUUCAACGCGUGUUUGACCGAGUGUGAUGCGUGUGACUCUCCUGACACUCAUUCCGAUGGGCCCAACGCUGGCUGCUCUGUAGAUGGUGGAGGCUAGCCUCAUGCUACCACGUGCUCUACUGUACAUGGCGGAAGUUAGCAUCACGUUAGCAUGUGCUCUGUACUGUACGUGGUGGAAGUUAGCAUCACGUUAGCAUAUGCUCUGUACUGUACGUGGUGGAAGUUAGCAUCAUGCUAGCAUAUGCUCUGUACUGUACAUGGUGGAACUUAGCAUCACGCUAGCAUAUGCUCUGUCCUGUCCAUGGUGGAAGUUAGCAUCAUGCUAGCAUAUGCUCUGUACUGUACAUGGUGGAAGUUAGCAUCAUGCUAGCACAUGCUCUGUACUGUACAUGGUGGAAGUUAGCAUCACGCUAGCAUAUGCUCUGUCCUGUCCAUGGUGGAAGUCCGCCUGUGGGGGAGACUGCAGUGACUGUUUCUGUUGGUGGGGGUAAUGUGUGUUCUGUUGGUGGGGGUAAUGUGUGAAUUGCUUGAAUCAUAGGUUAAUGUGAAUACCUAGUGCAAAAUUUAAAUAAAAGCAAUAUAUUCACAA